AUGCAUCACAGUGUUUCUGGGGAUGAGAUCCAAACGCUGAUGAAACGAGAGGAUCUGAAGCACUGCUCCCCAACACCCCCCCAUCAUUCAGGCUCCCCAACACCCCCCCAUCAUUCAGGCUCCCCAACACCCCCCCAUCAUUCAGGCUCCCCAACGCCCCACCAUCAUUCAGGCUCCCCAACACCCCCCCAUCAUUCAGGGCUCCCCAACACCCCCCCAUCAUUCAGGCUCCCCAACACCCCCCCCAUCAUUCAGGCUCCCCAACACCCCCCCAUCAUUCAGGUUCCCCAACACCCCCCCAUCAUUCAGGCUCCCCAACACCCCCCCAUCAUUCAGGCUCCCCAACACCCCUCCAUCAUUCAGGCUCCCCAACACCCCCCCAUCAUUCAGGUUCCCCAACACCCCCCCAUCAUUCAGGCUCCCCAACACCCCCCCAUCAUUCAGGCUCCCCAACACCCCCCCAUCAUUCAGGCUCCCCAACACCCCCCAUCAUUCAGGCUCCCCAACACCCCUCCAUCAUUCAGGCUCCCCAACGCCCCCCCAUCAUUCAGGCUCCCCAACACCCCCCCAUCAUUCAGGCUCCCCAACACCCCCCCCAUCAUUCAGGCUCCCCAACACCCCCCCAUCAUUCAGGCUCCCCAACACCCCCCCAUCAUUCAGGCUCCCCAACGCCCCCCCAUCAUUCAGGCUCCCCAACGCCCCCCCAUCAUUCAGGUUCCCCAACACCCCUCCAUCAUUCAGGUUCCCCAACACCCCCCCAUCAUUCAGGCUCCCCAAACACCCCCCCAUCAUUCAGGUUCCCCAACACCCCCCCAUCAUUCAGGCUCCCCAACACCCCCCCCAUCAUUCAGGUUCCCCAACACCCCCCCAUCAUUCAGGUUCCCAACCCCCCCCCAUCAUUCAGGCUCCCCAACACCCCUCCAUCAUUCAGGCUCCCCAACACCCCUCCAUCAUUCAGGUUCCCCAACACCCCCCAUCAUUCAGGCUCCCCAACACCCCCCCAUCAUUCAGGUUCCCCAACACCCCCCCCAUCAUUCAGGCUCCCCAACACCCCCCCAUCAUUCAGGCUCCCCAACGCCCCACCAUCAUUCAGGCUCCCCAACACCCCCCCAUCAUUCAGGCUCCCCAACGCCCCCCCCAUCAUUCAGGUUCCCCAACCACCCCCCCAUCAUUCAGGCUCCCCAACACCCCCCCAUCAUUCAGGCUCCCCAACACCCCCCCAUCAUUCAGGUUCCCCAACACCCCCCCAUCAUUCAGGCUCCCCAACACCCCCCCAUCAUUCAGGCUCCCCAACACCCCUCCAUCAUUCAGGCUCCCCAACACCCCCCCAUCAUUCAGGCUCCCCAACACCCCCCCAUCAUUCAGGUUCCCCAACACCCCCCCCAUCAUUCAGGCUCCCCAACACCCCCCCAUCAUUCAGGUUCCCAACACCCCCCCAUCAUUCAGGUUCCCCAACACCCCCCCAUCAUUCAGGCUCCCCAACACCCCUCCAUCAUUCAGGCUCCCCAACACCCCUCCAUCAUUCAGGUUCCCCAACACCCCCCCCAUCAUUCAGGCUCCCCAACACCCCCCCAUCAUUCAGGUUCCCCAACACCCCCCCAUCAUUCAGGCUCCCCAACACCCCCCCAUCAUUCAGGCUCCCCAACGCCCCACCAUCAUUCAGGCUCCCCAACACCCCCCCAUUCAUUCAGGCUCCCCAACGCCCCCCCAUCAUUCAGGUUCCCCAACACCCCCCCAUCAUUCAGGCUCCCCAACACCCCCCCAUCAUCAGGCUCCCCAACACCCCCCCAUCAUUCAGGUUCCCCAACACCCCCCCCAUCAUUCAGGCUCCCCAACACCCCCCCAUCAUUCAAGCUCCCCAACGCCCCCCCAUCAUUCAGGCUCCCCAACACCCCUCCAUCAUUCAGGCUCCCCAACGCCCCCCCAUCAUUCAGGCUCCCCAACACCCCUCCAUCAUUCAGGCUCCCCAACACCCCUCCAUCAUUCAGGCUCCCCAACACCCCCCCAUCAUUCAGGCUCCCCAACACCCCCCCAUCAUUCAGGCUCCCCAACACCCCCCCAUCAUUCAGGCUCCCCAACACCCCCCCAUCAUUCAGGCUCCCCAACACCCCCCCCAUCAUUCAGGCUCCCCAACACCCCCCCAUCAUUCAGGCUCCCCAACGCCCCCCCAUCAUUCAGGUUCCCCAACACCCCCCCAUCAUUCAGGCUCCCCAACACCCCCCCAUCAUUCAGGCUCCCCAACGCCCCCCCAUCAUUCAGGUUCCCCAACACCCCCCCAUCAUUCAGGCUCCCCAACACCCCCCCCAUCAUUCAGGCUCCCCAACGCCCCCCCCAUCAUUCAGGCUCCCCAACACCCCCCCAUCAUUCAGGCUCCCCAACACCCCCCCAUCAUUCAGGCUCCCCAACGCCCCCCCAUCAUUCAGGUUCCCCAACACCCCCCCAUCAUUCAGGCUCCCCCAACACCCCCCCCAUCAUUCAGGUUCCCCAACACCCCCCCCAUCAUUCAGGCUCCCCAACGCCCCCCCCAUCAUUCAGGUUCCCCAACGCCCCCCCAUCAUUCAGGCUCCCCAACACCCCCCCCAUCAUUCAGGCUCCCCAACGCCCCCCCCAUCAUUCAGGCUCCCCAACGCCCCCCCCAUCAUUCAGGCUCCCCAACACCCCCCCAUCAUUCAGGCUCCCCAACACCCCCCCCAUCAUUCAGGCUCCCCAACACCCCCCCAUCAUUCAGGCUCCCCAACGCCCCCCCCAUCAUUCAGGCUCCCCAACGCCCCCCCAUCAUUCAGGCUCCCCAACACCCCCCCAUCAUUCAGGUUCCCCAACACCCCCCCAUCAUUCAGGCUCCCCAACGCCCCUCCAUCAUUCAGGCUCCCCAACACCCCCCCCAUCAUUCAGGAUUAA
Messenger RNA from Trematomus bernacchii (emerald rockcod), 2898 nucleotides. Its product is annotated as extensin-like. The transcript has 2 exons. NCBI's taxonomy places the organism in Eukaryota, Metazoa, Chordata, Actinopteri, Perciformes, Nototheniidae. The record is from RefSeq and is a predicted model, not a curated record. The coding region runs from base 1 to 2898 and encodes 965 amino acids.